CUAUUGUUUGUAGAAAUGGCGUCUACAGAGCAAAACAGUAAUGUUCCACCAGAGGAGAGCUCAGAAAAUGGGUCUAAUUCGGGAGCUGGGGAGGCUGCCUUCAACCAAUAUUACUCAGAGGUUAAGCAAAUUGAAAUCGCCGAUUCCUGCCUGACACCGCAACAGCAGAUAGAUCGUUUAUUGCGGCCUGGCUCAACGUACUUGAACUUGAACCCAUUCGAGGUUUUGAAAGUGUCCCCAGAUGUGGAGGUACCAGAUAUUAAGAAGAUGUACAGAAAGCUCUCAAUCCUUGUCCAUCCUGAUAAGAACCAGGAUAAUGUUGAGAGAGCGCAGCAAGCUUUUGAAAUUGUGAACAAGGCUUGGAAGACCUUAGAGAAUGAAGAGUUGUACAAACGAUGCCUCGCUGUUAUAGAGGAAGCCAAAGAGAUGACAAAACACAUGGUUGAAGAAAAGCGGAAAAAGUUAAAAAAGGAAGGAAAACCACCCUCAGUGGAUGAAGAUGAUUCUUCCAAGAUGGAUCACUCCAUCUAUGUGCAGACAAUGAAGCUGUUUGCAGAUAUGGAGAGGAAGCGUAGAGAGCAAGACAUGAAAGAGAUGCACGAACGGAAGCGGAAAAGAGAAGAGGAAAUCGCAGCUGCCGAGAAGCAGAAGAUGGAUGCAGAGUGGCAGAAAAACUUUGACGAAUCGCGCGACGGCCGAGUGAACAGUUGGCGGGAUUUCAAGACGGGGUCGAAAGCCAAGAAGCAGAGAACAUUCCUGAAACCGCCAAAGACGAAGCAGGAGCAUCGCUGAUGAUGGCCCGUUGCAUGAUAGAGACAGAUUUGUGUAGUUUUUAUAUAGUGAUCCAUUGAAGUUGUAGUACCAAUUUUACUACCCAGAUGAGCAGGCAGCCAACAUUAUUUACGAAUAGCGUGCAGGUAUGCAGAAAUCGGUCCAAAUGUCGCUGAAAGAACGUUAUGCACAAGUUUUUCUCGAUAUCGCGUGAUGUCAGUUGUAAAUUAUGAGGUUUAUUAAAAAAAGGCAAUGUACAUAAUAUUGUGGCCGUAUUUUUGUCACAUCGAAAGCUGUUCGUUACAUCAUGGUAAGCUCUGUAAGAGGUGUGUUUCUCAUUAGGUUUUUCGGUGAUCGUGUAUUUCUGUUGGCAGCCCUUGUGCCACGCAUUAAGUGUUCGCCUCAAUGUUCAUUUCACUUCAAAAUUGUAGAGCGUUCCGCUAUACGUACGACAGCUCAUCGAUGUAACGUUUGUCCCGAAAAAGUUUGUUCUUUAUGUUUUGAGAGCGACUGUUCGAUCUAUGACAUUCAUCGAUGAUGUAAACUUCCACUUUUGUUGUUGUUGUCAUUAGUGAUAAUUUUCCUGUGAGGUUCAAGAACCAGAUUAUUAUGACUUUUUAGUGGUACCCAUUAUCAUUAUGUGUGAUCUCGUAGUUUUACAUAAUGACGUCAGUUACAGAUUCUUAGAUGAAAUGUUAAAACUGUAAAUCUAGAAACACAUUUCCAGCGAGGUGUGAAAUUCAAGUGACUAAGUCAACAGUUAGAGACAGUUAUACACAUAUUUCUGGUGCUCGGUGGUAAUUAUUGACGCGUUCUACAUGUUCUAGUAAUUUAUUGACCGAUUUAAUCUUUAUCGUAGCAAAAAACAUGGUAGUUAAAAGCUCUGAGCUGAUAGAGUUAAUAUCUGCAUUUUUCUCGUCACAGUACACAGAUAAAUACCUAGUUCCAUUACAUUUUUAUUGUAAUCUAAAGAAAAUACCAGCUCGUUACGAGAAUGUAGUGUGUAACACAACCACAUUUGAUACAGGACAAAUGACCAUCUCAUCUGUAUCCCUUGCAGCGAGUGUUCGCAGCUGUCAAAACUUCACCCCUAAUGAGAAUUCUCCCUGCCCCACCCACGCGCGGGCGUGCGUGCAAGCAUGAGCCUCGGAAUCCAUUUAGACAUCGAACAGAGUGCUGAUAUUACGGCUGUCGUAUGUUUAACCAUAGAUAUCAUAUAUACACAGUGUGUGUAUGAUACUUGUGUGGCACCACGUACGUUGGCACUUGGCGAUCACCAUAGCAACGUCGUGUUGAUAUCACCUUGAUGUUUGUUUUCGAACGUAGGGCAUGUUAUCUUGUCUGUAUACGCCUGUCUAUGACGACUAUUACGUGAAGUAAACCAGUUGUUCUACA
This is a messenger RNA of Priapulus caudatus, 2166 nucleotides long. Its product is annotated as dnaJ homolog subfamily C member 8-like. Gene Ontology annotation, cellular component: nucleus. The transcript is spliced from 9 exons. NCBI's taxonomy places the organism in Eukaryota, Metazoa, Priapulida, Priapulimorpha, Priapulimorphida, Priapulidae. The record is from RefSeq and is a predicted model, not a curated record. The coding region runs from base 16 to 792 and encodes 258 amino acids.